This is a messenger RNA of Cryptococcus wingfieldii CBS 7118, 1725 nucleotides long. RefSeq names its product type 2C protein Phosphatase. The record is from RefSeq and is a predicted model, not a curated record. The transcript has 5 exons. Gene Ontology annotation, molecular function: protein serine/threonine phosphatase activity. Gene Ontology annotation, biological process: protein dephosphorylation. NCBI's taxonomy places the organism in Eukaryota, Fungi, Basidiomycota, Tremellomycetes, Tremellales, Cryptococcaceae. The coding region runs from base 1 to 1725 and encodes 574 amino acids.
AUGCUCGCCCGGAGCAUCACCCGGCUGCCCCCCAGAGGCAUCAGAGGCACCAGAGCCAUCCCCCGCCGCCCCCACAGCACAGCCCGCACCCCUCCACCCCCCCACCUCAAAACAUCAGCCUUCCUCUCCAUCGCCCUCCUCACCUCCGCCUACUUUGUCUACCAGUACGAGUCCUCGGCCGCCAAAGAGAUCACCACCAGCACUCCUGGAGGCCGCCCCGUCUCCUUCCUCAACGGGCACAGAGAGUCCAAGUUCCAGCUCAACAUCCAGACUGGCCGCGGCGUGCAAUCAUUCGAAUUCGACCGAAAGCCCGAUGCCCAAGUCGAACGACUGAUCAGGGAGCACGAGACCAGUCGCUCCAUUCGCAGGACAGGCAAUCCUGUCGUGCGAUGGGACAACAACUGGGUAGGCUCGAACGACCCUUGUGAAGACCGUUGGUCCACAGACCUCGUCGAGAGGAACCAGACUGCAUCGGAGCGAAUCCGCAAGGUCGGCUCUUUCUGGAAUGCGUGGUUUAGUGGAGAUGAGCCCAGUGUGGGCAAGGAUGGUGCGGGAAAGCGAGAUCUGAUAAUGUUUUCCAUCAUGGAUGGCCACGCUGGUGAUGCUACCUCGACAUUGCUCCAGAAGGCGCUCCAUCCCACCAUCGCGGUGUCUCUUGCCAACCUCCAGGCCGGCUAUGCGCCUCAUCAGGGAAUCUGGAGCCAAUGGUCUGGAUAUCUUAGCCCCUGGUACUGGCUUGGGACGGAGAAGACUUGGACUCCUGGAAAUGUCUCCAGCGCUAUUCAGAAUGCCUACCUGCAACUCGAUGAGAACAUUUGUCAAACCCCGGUCCGCCUUAUCCCAUCUCUGUCCGAGCCGACCAAAGACGCUUCGUCACCCUCCGCCCAACAGACCCUUGUCGCCCUCGCCGAGCCCGCCGCCUCGGGUGCUUGUGCCAUCUCCACCCUCGUUGAUGCAGAGAAUGACGAUCUCUACGUUGCCCUCGCUGGAGACUGCCGUGCUAUCGCAGGAUGGCAAGGUGUUGAUGGCAAGUGGCGAUGUGAUGUACUGACCGAGGAUCAGAUGGGAGAGAACCCAAGAGAGAUUGAGAGGAUGAGGAAUGAACAUCCUGUCUCGGAGAGGGAGACUGUCAUCAGGAAUGGGCGCGUGCAAGGUGGUUUGCAACCUACGAGGGCGUUUGGCGAUGCUGUCUACAAGUGGAGCAAUGCCGAGGCUGCUGCUAUUGCAGGCGCAUUCAAGAGCGAAGGUAGCAAACCCCGAGCAGGCAGACCAUGGAACUAUACGCCUCCUUAUGUGACUGCCCGUCCGGAGAUGACAUACCGCAAACUUCAUCCCGAAUCCGGCGACAGGCUCAAGUUUAUCGUCAUGGCCACCGACGGUUUGUGGGACAGAAUAACUUCGGAGGAGGCGGCCCUUCUGACAGCUUCUUACCUCUCCCAUCCCACUCGCAAACCCAUUCCCAAGACAUCACUGCCAAAGCUCUUCCCUCUCGCCCCCCCUCUCCCCCCUUCCGAGCGCCUCUACCCCGCACAAGAGCUGCCGCAACCCGAAGGCGAGACGUGGGUCUACGAAGGCGAUGAGAAUGCCGCGACGCAUUUGAUAAGAAAUAGCCUGGCUGGUGGUGAUGUCAAUCUCAGGGGAGAAUUGAUGAGUUUGAGCGGCAAGGUGAGUAGAUGGAUGAGGGACGACGUCACUGUUUCGGUGGUCUUCUUUGGCGAUAGUUGA